AAAUUUCGCCUCCACGUGUUUUUGGUAGUCCUAUUCGCCAGUGCGGCCUUUUUAGAAUCAAAACAUCUUGGAAAAUACAGAAAAAUCAUGGAUCCUGGAGUGUGUUACAUCAAACCAGAAUAUCUCAUUGAAGUGCUGAGGAAUACGGAGGUGAAAUUGGGCGAGUUCCCGGAACAGCAUGAUUUGGAGAAGAAAGCCGAUAAGAAGAAAGAUAAGAAGCGUGGACAGAAUAAGAAUCGUCCUGCGCCUUACAAAGUGAAAAGAGAGUCACAAUUGUGCAGUAGUUUGGUCAAUGGGGAUCCUACAUCUUCCUGCUCCUAUCCCAAUUGUGUCUACUUGCAUGAUGUGAAGAAGUACCUCGAGGAGAAGCCCAAAGAUAUUGGAGAAAGUUGCUAUAUCUACAGUCAGACUGGACACUGUCAGUAUGGCUUGACUUGCAGGUAUGCAGAGAGUCAUUUGGACGAGGAAAAGAGGAAUUUGGGAGUGAAAGAUGGCAUUAGGAAACCUUUCACAUUUGUGGAUACUGAACUUCUGACACUCCUGCGCAAAAGACAGUACAAUCUCGACCGGAGUCGUAGUAUUGUGGCUGAAGUGGAGAAGAGGAAGAAUGAAGGAUAUACUCCAGACACUGACUUGAUACCAGAGAGACCGUGCGAGAAGCGACGAAUAGAUUUCCGGGAUAAACUCUUCCUGAGCCCCCUGACAACAGUGGGAAAUCUCCCUUUUAGGCGCAUCUGCAAGGAAUAUGGGGCAGAUGUGACAUGCGGGGAGAUGGCAUGUGUUGUGCCACUUCUUCAAGGGGCUAAGCAGGAAUGGGCACUGACUAAGAGGCAUCCCUCGGAGGAUAUCUUUGGUGUUCAGAUUUGUGGAAAUAAAGCCAAUUUGGUGGCUGGAGCUACACAAAUCCUCAUGGAAAAGGCAAAUGUGGACUUUGUGGAUCUCAAUCUGGGAUGUCCGAUUGACUUAAUCUACAGACAGGGUGCAGGAAGUGCCCUGAUUCGGCGACAGAAUGUCCUGGAGGGAAUUGUGAGGAGUUGCUCGGCAGUUCUGAGGGACAAACCCUUCACAGUGAAGACGAGAACUGGAGUCUACGCGGACAAAAGCGUAGCUCAUGAAUUGGUGCCGAAAUUUGAAGCCUGGGGAGCUAGUUUGGUUACGGUUCAUGGGCGUUCCAGGGAACAGAGGUAUACGAAGAAUGCAGACUGGAAGUACAUCGAAGAGUGUGCUAAGCAAGCAAAGGAGAUCCCUGUGAUAGGGAAUGGGGAUAUUCUAAAUUUUGAAGAUUACUUAGAAGCCAGGGAGAUUGCUCCACAUAUUUCAGGGGUAAUGAUUGGUCGAGGGGCCCUGAUAAAACCGUGGAUUUUUAAGGAAAUCAAGGAGCAACGUCACUGGGAUCCUUCGGCUUCAGAGCGCUUUGAAAUGAUGAAGAAAUUUGUCAACUAUGGGCUUGAACAUUGGGGAAGUGACACAAAGGGAGUCGAGACGACAAGGAGAUUUCUGUUGGAGUGGCAGUCAUUUCUGUACAGGUAUGUUCCCUAUGGUUUACUUGAGCAUCCUCCGCAGAAAAUCAAUGCCAGACCGAACACAUAUCGCGGUCGAGAUGAUCUUGAAACUCUGAUGGCUUCCAAUAAUUGUGCAGAUUGGAUUGUGUUGAGUGAGAGACUUUUAGGGCCAGUUCCUGAGGGUUUUCACUUCCUGCCAAAGCACAAAGCAAACUCUUACUGAUAACACUGUGGGGAGAUUUUAUUUUUGAGUCAAUAAAUGAUGGGAGUUUCUAUUGAA
Molecule: messenger RNA, 1782 nt
Organism: Phlebotomus papatasi
Lineage: Eukaryota; Metazoa; Arthropoda; Insecta; Diptera; Psychodidae
Gene: Dus3
Product: tRNA-dihydrouridine(47) synthase [NAD(P)(+)]-like
Exons: 3
Coding region: 88-1725 (545 amino acids)
Biological process (GO): tRNA processing
Molecular function (GO): flavin adenine dinucleotide binding; metal ion binding; tRNA dihydrouridine synthase activity
Source: RefSeq, a predicted model, not a curated record